Messenger RNA from Penicillium brevicompactum, 1449 nucleotides. RefSeq lists its product as uncharacterized. Gene Ontology annotation, biological process: reciprocal meiotic recombination. The transcript has 4 exons. The record is from RefSeq and is a predicted model, not a curated record. Lineage: Eukaryota; Fungi; Ascomycota; Eurotiomycetes; Eurotiales; Aspergillaceae. Bases 1 to 1449 code for a protein of 482 amino acids.
AUGCAGCGUCCCCAGCCUUCAUUUCCAGCCCAGGUCCACCACUUCACCAUCGCUAAGUUCUCCCAUACCACGACUCUCAUUGAUCAUGUUGGUCCCCUCACCUGGAACCAUGUCACUGGAAAUGGCGAGCUGCACUGUAUCUUUGAGAAGAUUGCAGAUCCCAGUCUGGUAUCCUCGAGUCUAAUUCAGAAAGUUCUUCGAGGUAAUGACAUGCUGGAGCAAGUCGACCUUGUUUAUCAAACUCGGCUUGCAGCAAUGUCUGCUCAGCUAGUCCCCAUACCCAAGUCACAUUUUGCCGUCGUCGUGAAGUCGCCCUGCAUUGCAGUCAAGUAUCCUGAGCGUGAAACACAUUCACGGUCUCUGAUCAUCUUCGAACAAUCUCAGAUUCGUCGUUUCCAAAUCAAGUUUAGUACUGAGCAUGAUUAUUUCAUGGCUUUAGCUCUUCUGGGUGAGAUCAACUGCCCAUUGAUUGAGGGAAAUUCGCCUGUUCCCGCCAUCCAACGCUUUCCAUCAGUGUCAUCAUGGACAUCAGGUUCUCUGUCCUCGAUUGUACCGAGGGGGUUUAAUCAAGCAACGAUGGCCCAUGGAAGUAAUGGGAUGCAGUUCAAUACCGGCAUGAUUGGAUCUGGGGGGACAACAAGCACCGUAUCAUACUCGCUCCCGGGAUUCAGCCACCAUCCACCCGCUGUCGUCCAGCCUACACUGGCCAAGGGACCGGAAGUUGUGGACCAGCCACCACAUGGGCCUACAACCAUCCUAGACGCACCAAGCAGUAGUCUGGAGGCUCCAAAUUCCCAACUCUCCUCUGUCUCUGCAAUACAUGAUAUGGACCAGUUGAACCAGAUGCUGCCGCCCAAAAGGGACCUCCCCUUUUCAAAGCCGGCGGCAAAAAGGGCUAGGACUGCCAAUGCAGCUCGAACCACACAGGCAAAGCAAAAAAAGAGUCCAUUCAACGAGCCUCACCCACCAAAUCCCAGUGAUACUCCAAAGCAUAAGCCGGUGGAUACAACCAAAGGCCUUUAUAUCGGCCCUGGUGCUUCAGAAACUCAAUCUCAAAAUCCAUCCCAAUCGGAUUCUUGUCAUCCAAUGAGUCAACCGCAGAUGGUCAAUGACGAACCUCCUAUGUCAUCCCAAAUGCCUCCCACCGAAGGAAUAGUUGACCACAUGCCCCAGGUAUCCACAGGUCACCAACUUCUGCCUAUGCAGCGUCACACCAGUAUUCCAAACACGCCCAGCCAGCCGAAUAAGCAAGAACAAGAGCCGGGACCACGUGCAGUUCCAGCUGUGAUGGCUGACCAGCUCACAGAGUAUCUGGCUCAUCCAACCCCUGAGCGAAUUGCUUUCCUUGAAAAUUGGAUGUGUGAGUUGAUUGAAGACGACGGUUUUAUGACUCUGUGUCAAGAUGUGGAAGGAACGUGGAGGCGUUUCGCCUUCGGGCGGAACCAAUAA